GCUGAACAACUGAAGAGAGCAGAGGACCUAUGGAGACAAAGAUCAAGGAUCUAGUGGUUGAAAAAAGUCCACACUACAACCAGCUUCUUCUGUUUGCAGUUGUCCUAAUGUCAACUGUUUGGAACUGGAGAAACAAGAUCUGUCAUAGAGGUGCUAAGCUUGAUUUGAUUGUGAUGCUACAAGAGGUUUCUAAAGCCUUCAAUGAACACCAGCAAGCUCGAACUCAAGAAGGGACAAUAACAAGAAGGAAUGCAGCAAGGAUUCAUGCCCAGAAUGGAUGGACUAAACUGUAGGAUGACACAAUAAAAAUAAUGUGGAUGCUGGUAUAGAUAAUGAGGAAUCGUAUAUUUCAGCACUAGCCAGGAAUGCCCAAGGGAAGCUAACAAAGCAGCUCAUGCGUUGGCUAAAUGGGGAUUAACUGCAAAGCAUGAAGGCUCCUUACUGCCAGUAGAACUCCCACCAGCAGUUAGCAAGAUUGCGCUCCAGGAGAAAGGGCAGAUUAGAACACCCAACCAACAGUAACG
Molecule: messenger RNA, 524 nt
Organism: Ilex paraguariensis (yerba mate)
Lineage: Eukaryota; Viridiplantae; Streptophyta; Magnoliopsida; Aquifoliales; Aquifoliaceae
Source: the annotation of a GenBank genome assembly